AUGGACAUGGUGCAGAACACAGAUGCCUCGGUGGUGCGGCAGGUGGUUCGGGAAAAUUGGCACAAGUGUCUGGUUGGGUCAGACUAUCACUGUGGCUUUAUCGCGAAUGCCGCAAUCAACUACUCCAAUCCUACAGUCCUAAGUCGCACUAUGUCAGAGAAUGGUGACAAGGUGCUCAGGCAUUCAAAACGUGAGAUCGCCAAGCAUUUUCGCGGUGAAGACCUUGAUGAAAUCGCAGACCUCAUUGGUCCCAAGCUUGGUGAACGGUUCCAGGAUAGGGUCAUGGCCACACGUUUGGAAACCAUCGGGGCCCAGGACCUCAUCAACGCUUUGGCUAGAGCUGAGCGCCUUGGCUACCACAUCAACGAUGUUGUCAAGAAGAAACCCGGCCAGGGAGGCGAAACUGUUAUCCCAUCUAUAUCUGCGCUGCUUACUUCGCUUCCGCCUGUACAACCACACCAAAUCCAUGGAGGAGUCCCCCCGCCUCCGAUGCCACCACACAUGGGCCCAGGACCCCCACAACAGCCUCAGCAACCACCUCGAGCACCUCAAGGCCAACACCCUAUCCCCAUUAUGCGGAACGGGAAUAUUACUUUUCAGCCGCCCUCCACUCCUUCCCAGUCUCCAACGGCUGCCAUGCCAGUCGGAAAUGUCGCGAGCCUGCCACAUCCAAACCCGAACCAGACACCCGGGAUAAUGUAUUGUGCAACAUGCCAUCGUCCUUGCAGCAGUUCAGAUGCUCUUAGCUAUCAUUCGAAAAAGGCCAAGUGCCACACCUCCAGGCCAGUAGGAACCAUUGAUGUAGAUGAGUGCAUUCAUUGCGGCUGUCAGUUCGAAAGCCCAGGUGGCCUCUCCUAUCACACGAAGAGCUUCGUUUGCGGACAACACAACGAGGAGACCAGAUCACACAUCUUGGAAUUGCUAAGACAGAGAGAACAAUUACAAAAGAUGACACCGCAUCAGCCAUCCAACAACCUCGGACCUCCGAGUUAUCAUAUGACACCGCAUCAGCCAGCCCCCCUUGCACCUGCUGUCAUUAAGUCAAACAUAACCCCAAGUCGCAGAUCGGUUGGCUCUGCGCCGGCCGCAAGCCCCUCAACCAACGACCCCUACGCAAAGCUUACUCCAGAGAACCGAGCAAAAUUCAAUGCAGAAAUGAAAGAGGUUGAAGAGCGUUAUGGUCGCUUGAGGAAAGACGCAGAGGCGCUUCCGGCUGGCCAGCGUGAAGAAGAGCUGGCCAAGAUCAAGAAUCGAUACAAUACCAAGCAGAGCAAUACCAGGAAGAAGUAUGGAAUCCGCCUUCGUGAGAGGCGUACCAACGCAGAUAUGGAACGCUCCUGGAAUGCUGAUCAAGCACACUCCGUAAAGAAGGCCCGUGUCGACGAUGGGCAAGCGAGACCAACUAGUAAUCAAGUUAUGGAAUCGCCACGUAGGAGAGUCCCCCUCGCCGAGAUGGGAGGACUAUCUGCCUCCUCGGCUACUGCGGAGCUGGUUGAUCCUACAGCAUCGUCUACGAAUCCUCGGCCACCACCUCCAGCAUAUGGCCAACCAGCAGCAGUUGUUCACGGAGUUCCACUUGGGACAUAUCAAGGGACACCUGAUGACCCCAUGCAGAUUGAUGACGAUACGAGCACGGGCACGGAUUCUGACAACGUGGACAUCCCGGCUAGGAUCUAG
Molecule: messenger RNA, 1677 nt
Organism: Trichoderma harzianum CBS 226.95
Lineage: Eukaryota; Fungi; Ascomycota; Sordariomycetes; Hypocreales; Hypocreaceae
Exons: 3
Coding region: 1-1677 (558 amino acids)
Source: RefSeq, a predicted model, not a curated record